Messenger RNA from Cuscuta europaea, 1203 nucleotides. Lineage: Eukaryota; Viridiplantae; Streptophyta; Magnoliopsida; Solanales; Convolvulaceae. The record is from the annotation of a GenBank genome assembly.
UUUGAAUAUUAGUCAAGCAUUUAUGUGACAGUGCACUAGGAUCAAAGAGUAAUAAAGAUUAUAUUCAACCAAGUCGCCAAUGUAAUCCAUAUAUGUGUGUCUCUCUUUAAUACUUCGUAUAUCCCAAUAUAGUAUUAUGAUCUUAAAGUGUUGCUCAUUCAGGUGCACCGAAGAUACAACCAUUAUUGUGAACAAUUGCAGAUAGUUGUGAACUCAUUUGAUUUGGUGAUGGGAUUCGGAGCAUCGAUGCCAUACACGUCUCUCGCCCAACGAGCAAUGUCUCAGCACUUCCGGUGCUUGAAGGACGCCAUAAGCUCGCAGCUGAAACACAGUUGCGAGCUUUUGGGAGACAAAGACUCGGACGGGAUGUCAUCAUGUUUGACAAAAGGAGAGACUCCAAGGCUUAAGAUGCUUGAACAAACCCUAAGGAAGCAAAGGGAAUUUCAUCAAAUGGGAAUGUUGGAGCAAGAAGCUUGGAGGCCCCAACGAGGCUUACCGGAACGUUCAGUUAACAUCUUGAGGUCUUGGCUCUUUGAGCAUUUUUUACACCCGUACCCCAGUGAUGCAGAUAAACACCUCUUAGCUCGACAGACUGGCCUCUCCCGUAACCAGGUAUCCAACUGGUACAUAAAUGCAAGGGUUAGGUUGUGGAAACCCAUGGUAGAGGAGAUGUAUCAACAGGAAGCCAAAGAAGAUAAUGGUGGAGCUGGAGAAAAGAGUAUACACAGCAACAGUACAAGCAUCAGCAGCAGCCCCAACAGUGGAAAUCAGGUCACUGUCCAUACACCACAAUCGCCCACUACUGUCACUAUCACUGCACAAAUGGGCGCAUGCAAAAGAUCCGAACUGAACUGUGACCAAGAAAACGACCCUUCACUCCUAUCAUCAGUGACCAAUUUCCCCCAAGGCCACGCCGGAUCGCCGUCCGGUGGCGUUUUGGGGCUUGGAGCAACUAGCAGCUCCGGUGAUGUGUCGCUAACACUAGGGUUGCGCCACCACGGAAAUUUGCCGCCGGACAGAAAAACAUGGUCGUAGUAGUGACCACAUCUCUCUCCGGAUCGAUUAUAUACUUCCUACGUCCAACAAAAUCUUUAUGGGACGGAGGGACGAUUUAGUUAUACAACAUUCAUCAGGAAUUAUUAUGAAUAUAAGAUCAAAGAAGUGAGAUAAAGUAACAUGAAAAAAGAUAGAGAGACGACGUUU